Molecule: messenger RNA, 1147 nt
Organism: Siniperca chuatsi (mandarin fish)
Lineage: Eukaryota; Metazoa; Chordata; Actinopteri; Centrarchiformes; Sinipercidae
Product: inosine-uridine preferring nucleoside hydrolase-like
Exons: 8
Coding region: 116-1072 (318 amino acids)
Molecular function (GO): hydrolase activity, hydrolyzing N-glycosyl compounds
Source: RefSeq, a predicted model, not a curated record
UAAAAGGCGGCUCUUCAGAUUAGAGCAGUCAGCAGACGCCUCUUCACUCUCAGAGCAGACGACAGUAAGCAUCUUUCAGGAUCCGCUCACCAGGUGUGGACCUUUGCUCUUAAGGAUGAAGAAGAAGUUGAUCCUUGACGUGGACACAGGGGUGGAUGAUGCUCAGGCCAUCAUGGUGGCCCUCGCGGCCCCCAACGUGGAGGUCCUGGGGAUCACCUGUUGCCACGGCAACACACCCCUGGAGAACGUCCUCAAGAACACACUGCGUGUGCUGAAAGUCUGCAACAGGCUGGAUAUCCCGGUGUACCGCGGCUGUGCAGAGCCAAUGCUGGCUCGAAAACGCCACGCCGGGGAUUACCACGGGAAGGACGGGCUGGGCGACGUCCCGGAUCCAGACGCUCCAGGCCUGGAGCUGCUGCAGCAGAAGAAAGCUGUGCAGGCCAUGAUCCAGAUUGUGAAAGAGAACCCUGGAGAGGUGACUCUGGUUGCCACGGCGCCCCUCACUAACCUGGCCGUCGCAGCACAACUGGACCCUUCCUUCCCUAAGAAGCUGAAGGCGCUCUACAUCAUGGGAGGAAACACUGAAUCCAGGGGUAACACCACAGUGUGUGGAGAGUUUAACUUUGUGGCUGACCCUGAGGCUGCCUACGUUGUGUUGGACCGCUACACCUGCCCCACCUACAUCGCCACCUGGGAGUUCACCUGCAGGAACAGCCUGCCAUGGUCUUUCUGUGAACAGUGGCUGGCCCAAAAGACUGAGAAGGCUGCCUUCAUGAAAAAGAUAUCGUACCUCUCGAUGACGAAAGCUCAGUCAGCAGAAUAUCAAAAGGAGAUCAUAGCAGGAAAAGGGUUCAAUUCCUGUGACACCUAUGCCUUGGCUGCCGCCAUUGACGAUAAAUUCAUAACAGAAAGUGAGGAGGUUGCAGUGACAGUGGAGUUGGAGGGGACCUACACCCGAGGCAUGAUGGCGCUGGACUACAUGGAGCUGCUGAAGAAGAAGCACAAGGCCGUCAUCAUGAAGAAAGUUGACUUGGAGAAGUUCAAGCAAAUGUUCAUGAAUUCACUGAAGUAGCAUGAGACUGUAACAAACUGAAUGUAUGCAUUUGGUUCACCAAAAUAAAUAAUAAGGUCUUUUGUUAUGAACAUA